Naegleria gruberi is the source of this 3252-nucleotide messenger RNA. RefSeq lists its product as uncharacterized. Gene Ontology annotation, cellular component: membrane. NCBI's taxonomy places the organism in Eukaryota, Heterolobosea, Eutetramitea, Acrasida, Naegleriidae. The record is from RefSeq and is a predicted model, not a curated record. The annotation marks the transcript as partial. The transcript is spliced from 3 exons. Gene Ontology annotation, molecular function: ATP binding.
AUGACCUUUUAUACAAAAUAUUUUAGAUCUAGCAGGAAUAUACAACCAACUGUAAAUAUGAGUAGGAGAGGAAGUAUUAUUGGUUCAGAUGGUGAAUCCGGAAGUGUGCUAGAUUAUAACUUUUCUACCAAUGUUGCCUCAAUAGAUAAGCGAAGUUAUAUUACUUCAACAAGACAACCUAAUGAUGCCAAUGCAGCAGGUAGUGUUGUGAAUGCUUCACAAGUGGGUAGUACCACAUCAUCACUGGAAGAUUACUAUAAUGAGUCUAUUGUUACUCAGUUAGAGGAGAGAUCCUUCAUGUUCCUUCUUAAUUUACAAACCAGACAAGAAUUAGUUGGAAGAAAUGAAUAUAUCAAAACUCUACUCAUCAGACUAUAUUUCAUAUGGGCAACAUUAGUGAUUGCCAUUCAACCUAGUUAUAACUUUGGCGAGUAUGGAAGGUGGAUAGCAAGAGCUGUUAAUUAUCCUCUAACAUUUGGUUUUGAACAUUUACCUUACACUGCAGCGGUCAUUAUUGCAGGUAUUAUAUUUGCCAUACAGCUACUUCAAGUCAUUAUUUUAAUAAUUGCCUACAGAUCUAUCUACAGAAUGAGCAAGUAUUGGCCCAAAAUCAAAGUCAUUACUAGAAUAUUGAAUGUAACAAUCUCUUUAACAAGUUUGCCAAUCAGUUGGCUCAUGUUGGGGUUUUUGAAUUGUAAUUAUUCGUCAGCAGUGCUGGUCACUUCUUCAACAACAGCUGAACAAGUUUUGAAUAGAUUUCCUGACGUGGCCUGUUAUUCGGGCACCAAUUUGGCUUUCAUUAUAAUUGGUCUUUUGUCAUAUGUGCUCACAAUUUUCACAACCUUUGUUGGUUUUUACACAACAACAGAUGCAAAUCCAAGGAGUGAAACUCCCUUCUUAACAUUUGAUGCUCAUCUCUAUUUUUUAAGCGUUCUAAGCUAUCAAAUUUACUAUUUGUUGAUUAAUGUUGUAGGAGAUCAAUUUGUGGUAAUUCAAGCAGUUUACUUUGUGGUAGCUAGCUUUUGCAUCACUAUUUUCUUUUUAUUUUCAAUGCCUUUUUAUAGAAGAUGGGAGAAUGCUGUUUACUUUGGUUUUGUUUGUGCCACUCUUGGAGGUUCUUUGUGUGGUGUUGUUUCCACAUAUGUGAAUACUCAAAAUGAGUAUGGUCUUGGUUUAGGACUGUUAGGCAUGACUAUUGGUGUAAUGAUAAUAUUUUCCUUCAUUGGUUGGUUGUGCAUGGAUUUAUGGACUAGAUACAUUAAUAAGGAUCUGAGAGGAAUAUUUAUGAAUCACUUGGAACGUGGAUUAGACAAUUUGAGUAAUGAUGACAUUAUGAAUCCUAAAUACAUUCUAGAAAAGGAGUCUAUCAAAAUCUUACAAGAAAUUGAAGAAACCAAUCGCUCAAGAAGACUAUUCCUCUUCUUAAAAUGGUGUAUGAAGAAAGGAUCUACCUCUACUUUGGGUAAUCUCAGUGAUUUGGAACUUUCCAAAUGUUUUAUUAAGGGUGUUGCCAAUCAAAAAACUUACCAAAAUGUUGAUUUAUUAAUUGCAGCCUCCAUUAUUUGUGGUAACUUUUUUGAAACAGGACAACAAAAAUCACUUGCAAUUUUAGAAAAACUCUCUAGCAACAUUAAGAAUUCCUACUAUGUUUGCAUGCCAUCUGCUGUACCUAGAUUGCUUUUGAGGGAAAUUAGAGUAUUCCAAAACUUUAUGAUACUCUAUCCAACCUAUAAGAAUGAACUUAUAUCCUCUGGUUUACAUGAUGUGGUUAAUGUUACAAACUUUUUCCAAGACAAAUUAGAGAGAAUGGAAAAGUAUAAGGGACUUUUGGAUGAGUUAAAAUUGGCUGAGGCCUCUGGUACAAUGUCUUCUGAAUCCAUAGCAGACUAUACCAAUCCUAUAUAUACUCUUGUUACACCAGUUCUCUAUUACAGUAAUGAUUCAACAAUUCCUUCUGAUUACAUUCAAUCCAAAAAUGCUUCCAUUUCAGAAAUUACUGAUAGUUUAAUCAAAUAUGCCAAGACUUAUUUGAAGAAGGAAGCAAAUGGCUUUAAUACUACAAUAACAUCUGGUGAUUUCAUGUUUUUAUGGACAAAUAGAAAUGGAGGUAGCUCAGCUUUUGAUGCUUAUUGUGAUUUAUUUUUGCGUAGAAAUUCUGAAUCUGUUCAAAAUAUGAACAUUCAAUUUAUUGCCUUCUACGUAGCUGCAGUUGUUGUAUAUGGUGUUUGUGCAGCAAUUGUGGUUAUGAUAUUGUUAGUACAUUUGAGGUCAUUGAGAUCAUCUAUUAAGUUUAUUGCCACAACCUUACCCAAGGAUCAAGUUGGUAAAAUAUUUCAAGGUCUCGACAAGAAGUCUGAUGAAGAAAUGGAUAUCAAAGAGAAUGGAAUUAUUUCAAAACCUCAGACAACUAUUUCACUCGUUGUUGUGUCAAGUAUCAUUGUAACUGUUCUUUGCAUUACAAUGCUUUUCGUUGAUAUGCAAAUUAUUUCUAAUACUGAAAGUUUAGCGAUUAAAUACGUUACUUCUGGAGUUGAAAUUUUCAGAAAUACAAACAGAGCAGCCUACCGUAUGACAGAAUUAUUUAGUUUUAUGAGAUAUACUUCCAAGAGUAGUUUGAAUGAUGAUCGUUUGCUCUCACAAUCAGACCUUAGCACUUACCACGUUCAAAUGAAAUCACUAUUUGGAACUAUUGCUUCUUCAUGGGAAGUAUUAAGAUAUGGUGGUAGAUUUAUGAAUACUUAUGAGGAUAUUGAUAUUCUUAUUUCUCCAAUUACAAAUUGUACCAACGUUUCCACAUUUUAUUGCACCAAUUUGGAUGAGCUCGUUACAGAAAUUAGUACUGUGUCAUUAAGAUUGAACGAAGAUGUAUAUUACAGUAAUUACGCUAUAGACAAUUUAUUCUUGACCUUGCUUAAGGGAAGUGAAAUGUCAAAUGCCCUUAUGGAUAGAAUAAUAGACAUUUUUGAUUUAUAUUCUACAUAUGCAUCGACUCCAAGUUUUACAUUAUCCAUAAUUGCAGUUGUUAUAGGAUACAUUGCAUUAAUAUCACUAUCAUAUUUUGCAUAUGUGUUAAUAAGAGAUUUUUGGGAUCAGAUUCAACAAUUAAGAAGUUUACUCAAUUACUUACCUGUGGAGUAUAUUGAUUCCAAUGAUGCUCUUAAACAAUUUGUACUUUUCAAUGAUCUCUCGUCUAAAUCUAGGGCCUCUUCAUCAGAAAAAAGCAAGGAAAAAGAUGGUGGUGGAGAUGGUAAG